Molecule: messenger RNA, 1584 nt
Organism: Musca domestica (house fly)
Lineage: Eukaryota; Metazoa; Arthropoda; Insecta; Diptera; Muscidae
Gene: Tmem43
Product: transmembrane protein 43 homolog
Exons: 5
Coding region: 90-1217 (375 amino acids)
Biological process (GO): nuclear membrane organization
Cellular component (GO): nuclear inner membrane
Source: RefSeq, a predicted model, not a curated record
UCCCUAAAAAUUUGGAAUAUUUACUUCGAAUAUUUACUUUGAACGACAAAUCUAAAGGAAAGGGUUCUUUUUAAAUGUCCUAGCUAGUCAUGACACUUGCGGAAGCAUAUCGUUCAUGUUGGUUAAUAGCAACAUUUGGUUUGGUUCUAUUUAUUGGUGGAGCCGGAGUUCUCUUUUGGAAUGAGGGAAGAGCCGUACACACGAUAAUGUCAUUAGACGAGGCCUUGGAUGAUGCUGUGACCCUGGAUGCUGGGGCCGAUGAGAUUGAGCCAAUUUACAAUGAUAGAAUUGUACAUAUCACUGGGCCAAUAAUUGUUGGAGAACCUCUGACAGAACCGGACUAUAAUAUUCAGGUUUUGGCUGUAAAGUUGAAGCGAAGAGUUCAAAUGUAUCAAUGGGUGGAAGAGACGGUGGAGCAUAAUUAUGGAGAGAGUGUAGCUUCAGUACAUACAGAAGACCGCACUUACUACUACACAAGAGAUUGGCGUGAUCACGUUGUUGAUUCACGUUCUUUUUAUAUACAAACUGGACAUCAAAAUCCCAGACAAUUUCCCAUUGAAUCUACGACGCAGACAGCAGAUGCUGUUUACAUUGGUCGUUUCGAGUUGGGUAGCGAUAUUAAAAACAUAUUCAGCAAUUACGUUGAAUUAACAUCGGAUACCAGACCUGAAGAUCCAUCUAUAAAAUUGCAUUUGGGUUUAUAUUAUCAUACGAAUGAUAUUUUUAAUCCUGAAAUAGGCGAUAUACGUAUUCUGUUCUCCUUUGCCGGAAUGGAGGGUGAAAUGUACACAAUAGUUGGAAAACUAGUGAAGAACAAAAUCGAACCAUACGUAACUAGUCAGGGUGUUAAAAUUUUACUCGUCUAUCCGGGCGAGCAUUCAUUGACUGAAGUGUUUAAAAAAGAACAUCAUGCUCAACGCUUAACCACAUGGGGCUUCCGUUUUAUGGGCUGGGUUUUGGUAUUUUUUGGUGUAACAUGUACAUCCACGUUGUUGCAUUUGAUAUUGUCACGUAUACAGUUUCUCUCAGCCCUUGCUCCAGAUCCACGAUUUCCGGUGGGUGCGAAUGUGUUACUUUCACUCUCUAUGGCUCUGGUCAUAACAGCUGUUGCUUGGAUUUUACAUCGACCCAUGAUUGGAGCUGGUUUGAUGUUUGCUGCGGCCUCACCAUUCGUGUGGUUUGCCAGAGGUGUUGCAAAUUAUCAAAGAGUCGAUUGACAGGAUGUAAGAAGAUCAUAAAAUUUGGAUCGGUUGGCAUGGUUUAUUAAACAUUUGUGAAGAAUAAUUACAAUGUAAGCUUCUAUAUCUUAUGAUUGUUAAUGCAUUUGUUUUCCGAAAAUUGAACUGAAAUGAACCCAUUAUUCAUAAAAAACAAUUGGUUAACAGUUAAAAAUAACUGGAUAUAACCUCCUGCUUAUGUUAUUACUUUAUUGAUAUUAUUUUUUGUUAUAAGACAUCUCAUAGAUUUAUUGAUUUAUUUUCAAAACAUAUUCAUUGUUUUAAGUUUGUGUUUACUUAAACUUUUACAUGUUUUAAAGUUUUUUUUUUUUAUUUUAAAACAAAAUAAAAAGAGUUUACCAAAGGA